Molecule: messenger RNA, 537 nt
Organism: Chilo suppressalis (striped riceborer)
Lineage: Eukaryota; Metazoa; Arthropoda; Insecta; Lepidoptera; Crambidae
Source: the annotation of a GenBank genome assembly
AUGUUUCGAUAUGCAAUUUCAGGUUUACGUGCUAUGCGGCCUUUGACAACCCAGUAUUAUAAAGUGGCCAGGAUCAUUUUCAACGAUUCUAAAAGUUAUGUUACUAAUGCAACCUUACCAAGAAAUAUCCAGUCAGGCCCAACAUUACUAAAAGGAUCCUUGUUUAACAAUAGGCAAAUACUGGAUAUUGCAAAUAAUAUUAAUUCAACGCCUGUAAGAACUGUCACUAAAUUUAGUCUUAAUAAAGGAAAACGAAAGACAGCUAAUCAAGUCGUAAAACGGUUCUUUAGACUCCACUGGGGAGCGUGGAUAAGACCUAAAGUUGGUAGACAAAAGAAAUUAUGGAAAAAAUCUUCCGCACAGAGAAGACGUUUGAGACAACAUGUCUUUUGCACAAAAACACAAAGUAGAAUGUUGGACAAAAUGGUCACUAAAUUCUGGAAAAGGCCCAAGUAUUAUGUUGAUGAUCCCUAUGCACCAUACCAUACCAGAGAGGAGUACUAUAUGACUAGAAAGAAGCCUAUUAUUAGAGAAUAA